UCGACGCGUAUUGGCGUUUUGAGGAAACGUGUAGUUCAUUCCAAACCGUAGGCAACGUAACAAACAUUCAAUCGAACUGAACGCACCCAAGAUGAGGCUGGCGCACACCCCUGCCGCCCCGCCCUGAUGGCGCCUGGCGUUAAUUUAAGAACUGUCCUUGCAGUAAUGACGCAUUUACUGCAGACAAAUUCAUCAUGUCAACACGUGUCGAAACCGCAUUUCAAGGUCCAUUAAUGGAGCCGAGGGGUUGGUCAAUGCCUCUCUGGUCUGGCAUCCCAGAGCUGCCCCCUGGCUUCAGGUCCAGAGCAACUACUCAUUCAUGCAGCCCUGAACCUUGGCUUCUUCCAGGCUGUAGCUCUGUGUAUGACAGUCUGGUCAGUAAUGCAGCCCCAGCCAUGCCUCCCUCACCCAUGAAUGGUGAAAGGGGACCUACUAUGCAAAAGCCUCGCAGGUCAUCCAUCCUUGAGCGAUGUAUCCUAAGGAUGUCUACUGCCAGUGUUGCUGUUGGAACCGAGGACAUGGAUGGUAUCAGGAGGUCCCAGUCAGGGAUGCGGUGGGUCCCACGAAACCUGGAUCCAGCUCACACAGAAGGCAAUGAAUCGGUUCUGAAACGACGGCAGAAACAGAUUCAGUACGGCAAGAACACGUCUGGCUACCAGAAUUACCUGGAGCAAGUUCCCAAGCGUCUGAGAAUCCCUGGGCUGCACCCAUCCACUCCAAACAAAUAUAGAAAAUACAGCCGCCGAUCUUGGGACAUGCAGGUUCGUCUUUGGCGGAGAGCUCUGCAUGGGUGGGACCCUCCAUCUAAAGCGCAGAGAGAAGCCAAGGGACUGGAAGGACAGGACCCUGUUGACCAACUGAAGGGGUUGCUUGAGCAGAUGAAUUGCAAGCUAUAUGAAGACAGUGGUGUUAAAGAGGGGGCCAAAGGGAGAGGGGUGCCUUCAGAUUCAAAAGCCCCCUUCUCCCCUAAACCUGCUGGAAUGUCAUUCAACAGUCCCUGGAUGCUGCCCCAUGGAUCCCAGGUGGAUGUGUCUGGUCCUCAAGUCUCAUCCAAGCCAGGCUUGGGGUACUCCUUUAGCAGUGGCCUAACAGCUGAAGAGAAUGUUUUGGGGUGGCUGAGAUUUCUCCUGGAAACGGACCACGAUCAACAAGUGCCCAUGCAGGGAGACCGGCUACCGUGGAAACCAUACUGAUCAUGGCUGUCAGUCACAGUGGUAUAUCUCUGGGGUAUAUCCUAAUAGACUUGCAGGGGUACACUGGGUGUUGUGUUGACUGAAAGAAGUGAUUGCUGUAAAAUAUUGACCACACACUUUGUAAUGUCAGUUUGGGUCCCUUUUUACACACUUAUUGUUUGUAAUCAAACACACUUUUUAAGCAGUAUAUGCUUCACUAAUGGUGUACCUAGAUGUUUAUUUGGACCCACUAUUAUUCUUAACUUUUUUGCACCAUUUACUUGUCUGUCCCAAUUACAUUUUAUUUAUGUUAGGUUUUCUUCAUGGCCCAACCCUCUAACACCAACGUUUCUCUCUUCUCACCCUGCCAAUUCUGUUUUCUCUGUAAAGAGUAAAGAGGUCUUAAGCUUUAUGUUGCUUUUGGCCCACUAUCCACUUCACCAUGUUCACCAGUCUGUGACCCAACUGACUGUCAGGCUCUACUGCCUCAUGCACAAUCUCUCCUGCCUACCUCGGAUGUUUUUCUAAAAACAGAAUGUUGAUGCGAAAUAUGCUAUCACUUUGUUUUGUCGUUUUUUUAAAAUGAUUUUCUCAGUUGUCAUUUGUUACAACCUGAGUACUGAUGCAAAGCGAAAUUAAUAAAGAUGUGUUCAAAAUUGAA
This is a messenger RNA of Coregonus clupeaformis (lake whitefish), 1833 nucleotides long. RefSeq lists its product as uncharacterized. The transcript is spliced from 8 exons. Gene Ontology annotation, cellular component: histone pre-mRNA 3'end processing complex; cytoplasm. Gene Ontology annotation, molecular function: histone pre-mRNA stem-loop binding; mRNA binding. Bases 195 to 1193 code for a protein of 332 amino acids. NCBI's taxonomy places the organism in Eukaryota, Metazoa, Chordata, Actinopteri, Salmoniformes, Salmonidae. The record is from RefSeq and is a predicted model, not a curated record. Gene Ontology annotation, biological process: mRNA 3'-end processing by stem-loop binding and cleavage; mRNA transport.